GUUUUUCUAAAAAUGGGUUCCUCUGGUGCCGCUGCAUUUACUCGUCGCCUUACUGAGGCUUCAAUUGAUAGAAGUAGUGGAGGCUUCUUUGCCGCCAGACAUUCCUCCAUUGUGCCACCUCCAUUACCCCGUUCGAGUAUGUGCUCGAGGCCUUCUUUUGUUAUUUUAUUAAAUUAUUAA
Molecule: messenger RNA, 180 nt
Organism: Meloidogyne enterolobii
Lineage: Eukaryota; Metazoa; Nematoda; Chromadorea; Rhabditida; Meloidogynidae
Source: the annotation of a GenBank genome assembly